UUAAACCCCCCAACCCAGCCAGCGCCCUGUCCUGUCCGUCGGUGUCUCGGGCCCCGAAAGCAUCGCCUCUUCGAGCUCUGAGAAGUCCUGCUCUCACUCAGCAUGGCAAACAAAGGCCCCUCCUACGGCAUGAGCCGGGAAGUGCAGUCCAAGAUCGAGAAGAAGUAUGAUGAUGAGCUAGAGGAGCGGUUGGUGGAAUGGAUUAUUGUGCAGUGUGGGUCUGAAGUGGGCCGUCCUGAUCGAGGGCGACUGGGCUUCCAAGUCUGGCUGAAGAACGGUGUGAUCCUGAGCAAGCUGGUGAAUAGCCUGCACCCUGAGGGUUCCAAGCCAGUGAAGGUACCUGAGAAUCCACCCACCAUGGUCUUCAAGCAGAUGGAACAGGUGGCUCAGUUCCUGAAGGCAGCUGAGGAUUAUGGGGUCACCAAGACUGACAUGUUCCAGACUGUUGACCUCUUUGAAGGUAAAGACCUGGCAGCUGUGCAGAGAACUCUGAUGGCACUAGGAAGCCUGGCAGUGACCAAAAAUGAUGGCCACUACCGUGGAGAUCCCAACUGGUUCAUGAAGAAAGCCCAGGAGCACAAGAGGGAAUUCACAGAUAGCCAGCUCCAGGAAGGCAAGCACGUCAUCGGCCUACAGAUGGGCAGUAACAGGGGAGCCUCCCAGGCUGGCAUGACAGGCUACGGGCGGCCCCGGCAGAUCAUCAGUUAGAGGGCUAGGACGCCAGCCUCUUCCCCGGCCCCUGCCCCAACUCCUCAGCUGCAGCAAGCCUAGCUCGCCCGCCUCGCCCCACCCCCUGUGCAGUCCCAGCCUUGGCCAAGCUUGGAGGCCCCCUGCCUCCUCAGGGUGGCUCUCUCUCUAUCCUAAAGCACCUUUCCCUGACCCAACCAAAAUCAUCUUCCCAAUCUCCACAACCAUCUUCUACCACUUGCCCUGAGAGGGAGGCUAGCUUGAGGACUAGUUAUGUCCUCUUUGAAAAAGACAACAGCCCAGAGAAGGAAUUUCCAGUCCAUGCUCUCCCCCCUCCCCAACUCCACUUUCCAUUUUGUACAUUGGUAUUUUGGGAGUUAAAAUUUAGAGGAAAAAAUACUAUGUCAAUCUUUUCUCACACCCGGCUAGCCUAGCAAUCUUGAAUUGUGGUAAGCCCUUAGGUAGUGCUGGGGAUGGGAGGGGAGGAACCAGGCCUACUUUGUGCCCUGUCAUACUGAGAGUUCAGACAAAGUCCUGGACUAGGUGGAAAAUGAGGAGGUGCCCCGAGCUUGCUUUUGGUUGAAAAAUGAAAGGAGAAUCAGGGUGCAGACACUGGAUCUGUGAUUUAAAUGAGGAAUUGGGGAAAAUAGAGAGAGUCUAAGGUUGGCUAGGUAGGUUUUUAUUUUGGAAAAGCUGUGCAGAAAAAAAAAAAUCAAAAAAAUUUUGCUGUGAAAAGAGAAAAAUAAAUUUAAGCCCUUAAAAAAAUA
This is a messenger RNA of Antechinus flavipes (yellow-footed antechinus), 1454 nucleotides long. RefSeq names its product transgelin (gene TAGLN). The transcript is spliced from 5 exons. The record is from RefSeq and is a predicted model, not a curated record. Gene Ontology annotation, molecular function: protein binding. Bases 103 to 708 code for a protein of 201 amino acids. Lineage: Eukaryota; Metazoa; Chordata; Mammalia; Dasyuromorphia; Dasyuridae.